Messenger RNA from Triticum aestivum (bread wheat), 1917 nucleotides. RefSeq lists its product as uncharacterized. NCBI's taxonomy places the organism in Eukaryota, Viridiplantae, Streptophyta, Magnoliopsida, Poales, Poaceae. The transcript is spliced from 2 exons. Bases 133 to 1536 code for a protein of 467 amino acids. The record is from RefSeq and is a predicted model, not a curated record.
CACCUUGUCAACACCUGCAGAGACCCAGUUCGCUGCUCUCGCUGCGGUUGCUCCGGCCACCGCAGCUUCCAGUGCUCGUCAAACCUCCCACUAACACUCCAACACCUCCGCCUCCCUAACCGCCACACCGCCAUGGCCGACAACAACGACGACGUCCUUUGGAUUGGCUCGUACCGACUCAACCUCCUCCGCCCCAUCUCGACCUCGCCCCGCUCCCCCCGCUCCGCGUCAUCCGACGGCGACUCCGCCCAGCCGUCUCAGCGCGGCUCCCCCCCUCCGAGCCACACCUCCAUCCCGGGCGAGGGUGCUGGCGACGGCGUCUCCGAUGCUGCCUCCGGCAUUCGUGGGCCGGUGCGCUCGAGGUCGCCCUCGUCCUCCUCGGCAUCAUCGCCCGGCUGCGCGCACUCCACGUACCCGGACAUCUUCGUCCCGUCCGGCCUCCUUCACGACGUGGGCCAUUUCGCCUUUGCCCACUUGGACCACGUCAUGCUCGAGCCGUACGACCUCAUCCGCCUCGCCAUCGAGCACCAUGCAGGCCACCCCUCCUUCCACUUCACAGCCACCACCGGCUGUGCGGCCCUUCUCGUCUUCGACUCCCACGAUGAACACGAGGCGACCAUGGCGCACUUCUCCGCCAAGUACGCCGGCGUCGAGAUCACCCUCCUCCGUCCCGAAGAAACCGACAACCGCGCCACCACCCGCUACGACCGCCUGGUCGAGCUCGAGGCCAAGAAUUACCCCCUCGAGCUUUGGCACCCACACGGCGCCAACUUUGUGUUCGGCCACUUUGGGGUGCUUUGCUGCGUCGACAACAACUGCCUCAACGCCGGAGACUUCACGGUGAUGCGGGCCUUCCUCCGCGUGGAAGGCAACCACGUCACGCCACAUGGAUGCAUCCUCCGUCUUCCGCCCGCUCAAGUCGUCGACGUCAAGCUCCGGGUUGUCAAAACCUGGGCGAUCUUCGACGACCAACCGGUCCCCCUUGAUGCCGACGGCGACGACGAGCUCCCUAGCCAGCCGCAUGUCCACGGCGCCUGGCGUUGGAACCGCGGUCACAUCGGCCCCUACCCCGGUCUGCAUGGUGUCGACGCCAUGCCACCCCCAUCACCACGCGAACCAUCACCACCACCCCCCGCUGCCCAGCCUCUGCACGCUCGAGCCAACUUCCUCCAGCCUCUCGUCGGUGGGCCGCUGCUGCCCCCUGCUGCGGUGCACGACGACGAGACCAGCCUUGACGACCACCUGGCCGGCGACGCUGACGACUCCUUCUCACCCGCUGUGGAGGUGUCCAACUCUUUCUCCUCGUUGGCCCUUGAUGAAGGAGAAUGCUCUCAACUCUCCGGCACGGCUUCUGCUGCGCUCAACUCCGACGACCACGAGGCCACUGUCCGCCGCAUCCAGGGCGCUGGCAAGAGGGCUACCGAUGCUGCCAAGCUUCGUAGGAGUCGUCGCCUCGCAGAGAAGGAAGGGGGCCAGUUCGUAGACAUGACAACCAAGGCCAUGCGCGCGAAGGCUCGCCGUUUCGACCUGCAGUAGGCCACGGCCGAGCUCGUCGCGGCCCUCGACGAGUCCGGCCUCACCAGCACACCGGACGAGCCGGUGCACGAUGCUGCAUCCCUAGCCCAGAUCGCGCUCAUUUGCGGUGCUGAGCAGUAGGAGCUCGAUGAGGUGUCCUCCCCGACGCCGUGAUCGACACUGCACUGCCCUGGACUCCGGUUCCUCGCCAAAACCGCUUAGUCCCCACUUGUUAUGGCCGUAUCUGCCCUUUAGGCAAUGUUUUAAUUCCUAGCUUUCCCUUUCCAGCACUUCUCAUUCGAUCCCAUGGAUGCAUGGGCGAGCUGAUUCUUGAUCCUUUUGUAAAGUAUGUUCGCAACCUGGACUUUUGGUGCCUACCUUUAGCUAAUGAAUGGCCUCAAG